Penicillium psychrosexuale is the source of this 1164-nucleotide messenger RNA. RefSeq names its product DUF803 domain membrane protein. The transcript has 6 exons. Gene Ontology annotation, molecular function: magnesium ion transmembrane transporter activity. Gene Ontology annotation, cellular component: membrane. Gene Ontology annotation, biological process: magnesium ion transport. The coding region runs from base 1 to 1164 and encodes 387 amino acids. The record is from RefSeq and is a predicted model, not a curated record. NCBI's taxonomy places the organism in Eukaryota, Fungi, Ascomycota, Eurotiomycetes, Eurotiales, Aspergillaceae.
AUGGCCAUCGGUACCAGUUUUGUGAUCACCAAAAAGGUUGGUGUGCCCAUCCUCCAGAAACGGACGCUUCGAUUCCGAGGCUUGAUGCACGCCUCCGAACGACAUGGAUUUGAGGGCGAAGGUUUCUCAUAUUUGAAGAGUCCUGUGUGGUGGGGUGGUAUAGUGACACUCGCUCUUGGCGAAGUCGCAAAUUUCGCUGCCUACGCUUUUGCGCCUGCCAUCCUGGUGACGCCCUUGGGUGCGCUGAGUGUUCUCAUCGGUGCGGUCUUGAGUUCGUACUUCCUCAACGAGAUACUUGGUGUAUUAGGAAAAUUAGGCUGUGCGCUGUGCUUGCUGGGAUCGGUCGUCAUCGUUCUCCAUGCGCCUCCAGACAAGCAGGUGGAGACCGUCGAUGAGAUUCUUGGAUAUGCGGUCCAGCCAGGGUUCCUUCUCUACUGUGUCGCAGUUGCGAUCUUCUCGACUCUGAUGAUCUACCGGGUUGCGCCGGUCUAUGGCAAGAAGAAUCCGCUCGUCUACAUCUCGAUUUGCUCCACUGUUGGAUCGGUUUCGGUCAUGUCAGUCAAGGCCUUUGGAAUUGCAGUGAAAUUGACCAUUGGCGGCAACAACCAAUUUGUCCACGCGUCCACCUACGUCUUUGCCAUUGUGACCGGAUUCUGUAUUCUGACGCAGAUGAACUACUUCAACAAGGCAUUGAACUCUUUCUCGACUUCGAUCGUGAACCCACUUUACUAUGUCACCUUCACAACCGCGACUCUCUGUGCCUCAUUUAUUCUCUUCAAGGGAUUCAACACCACCGACGCCGUCAACACCAUAUCUUUACUCUGUGGAUUCCUCAUCAUCUUCACCGGCGUGUACCUCCUGAAUCUCUCGCGACAUGACCCGGAUGGACACAGCAUGGUGAAUUCAAAACUUGACGAGGACGGAGUGCCAACAGACGGUAUGACGAGUUUCCAGACCCGUCGCUCAAUGCAGUCCCGCCGAAGCGACUCGAGUGCAUAUUUCAAUGGCACCAGCGACCGCGAAGGCCUCAUACACGCAUACGAUGUGGAGAACGGGAUCGGCAUGAACAACUUGACCUCAGAAAGUAAUGGGGAGCCAGGCCCGACUUUCCCGCGGACGGAAACGCAGACUGCACUGCACACGAAGCGGAACAGUCAGCUCUGA